Lindgomyces ingoldianus is the source of this 438-nucleotide messenger RNA. RefSeq lists its product as uncharacterized. The transcript is spliced from 3 exons. Bases 141 to 308 code for a protein of 55 amino acids. The record is from RefSeq and is a predicted model, not a curated record. NCBI's taxonomy places the organism in Eukaryota, Fungi, Ascomycota, Dothideomycetes, Pleosporales, Lindgomycetaceae.
CGUCACAGUUGGGGUGGAUGGUCGUGUGAACAGCGUUCACUCUCCACAUACAUCUUCGCUCACCCUAUUCACGCCUCCCUAAUUCCGUGAAAGCUACCAACACUCUAUUUAAAACCCUUCACGUUACUUGAUCCGACUCUAUGGCAUAUUCACGGCUAUUCACAACUCGCAGCCUUACCCUUUUCUCGGUGCUGUCCCUCGGCGGUGGAUAUAUAAUGCUUAAAUCGAGGGUUUUGGCAUCGAAACAGAAGGAAAGGGCUGCCGGGGAUUACAGUGUGUCAGUGGAUAGGUCCGGCGGCGGUAUUUGAGUGAAUCCCCUCGCCCUCCAUGCAGCUUUGAAUUCAUGACCACCGGGAAAUAUAUGGCGGCAAUCUGCUUUGAGUUUGGGUGGCCUGUCUGCAAUACUUUCGUACCCGAAUGACACAGCUUUUGUUUUGG